Molecule: messenger RNA, 13620 nt
Organism: Rattus norvegicus (Norway rat)
Lineage: Eukaryota; Metazoa; Chordata; Mammalia; Rodentia; Muridae
Gene: C1h19orf47
Product: similar to human chromosome 19 open reading frame 47
Source: RefSeq, a predicted model, not a curated record
UUCAGUCUGGCUUCCGGUAUCAAGGGCAGAACUUCCGGGGCGGGCGGCCCAGGCAGAGGGAGGAGUGUCUGUCAGUUGGCGCGACCCGGAGGGCGGGCAGGCGCCUCGUGGGGGUGCGGACCCAGAGGGCCAGGGUCAUCGUGCAAAGCCACCGAGAUGUGCGCAUUCUCAGUUCCUGUCACAGAGUAAACACUCCUGAGGACCUGCCCCAUGGGCUUCAGAAUCAGAGAGAGCCUGCUUUUAAAUCUCAGAAAGGUUCCAGGAAGCAGGGUCAAGGCCAGGGAGACAAUGGUCUCAGUGACUAUGGCCACUUCUGAGUGGAUCCAGUUCUUCAAGGAGGCCGGCAUUCCCCCGGGACCUGCCGUCAAUUAUGCUGUGAUGUUUGUGGACAAUCGGAUCCAGAAGAGCAUGCUGCUAGAUCUUAAUAAAGAAAUCAUGAAUGAGCUGGGUGUGACCGUCGUGGGUGACAUCAUUGCCAUCCUCAAGCAUGCCAAGGUGGUGCACCGGCAGGACAUGUGCAAAGCGGCCACUGCAUCAGUGCCAUGCACCCCCAGCCCCCUCCAGGGCGAGCUUCGCCGUGGCGCUUCUAGUGCCGCUUCGCGAAUGAUCGCUAACAGCCUGAACCAUGACUCUCCACCCCACACUCCUGCAAGGCGGUCAGACAACAGCACCUCCAAGAUCUCAGUCACUGUGUCCAACAAGGUGGCAGUGAAGAAUGCCAAGGCUGCUGCUCUGGCCCACAGGGAGGAGGAAAGCCUGGUUGUUCCCACCAAGCGGCGGCGGGUCACAGCUGAGAUGGAGGGGAAGUACAUUAUCCACAUGCCCAAGGGGACCACUCCCCGCACCCGAAAGAUCCUGGAGCAGCAGCAGGCAGCGAAAGGUCUCCACAGAACAUCUGUGUUUGAUCGCCUUGGUGCUGAGACCAAAGCAGACACGACCACAGGGACUAAGCCCACAGGAGUUUUCAGCCGCUUAGGGGCCACCCCAGAGAUGGAUGAGGAGCUGGCCUGGGACAGUGACAAUGACAGCAGCAGUAGCUCUGUCCUGCAGUAUGCUGGGGUCCUGAAGAAACUAGGACGAGGCCCAACCAAGGCCAGUCCCCAGCCAGCACUGACUGUCAAAGCCAAGGCCACAAGCUCUGCAACCACACUGGCCUCCACUCCAAAGCUGCGGCGCCUGGCACUUCCUUCUCGCCCUGGGCCAGAGAAGAAGCCAGAGUCCCUGCCCAAAGUCAGCAUCCUUAAGAGAUUGGGCAAGGCUGCUGUUGUGUCCGAGGCACAGGACAGCCAGGUCACAAGCACCAAGACCCAGGCUGUCCUGGCAGCUGAAGUUGACUUUGAGACGGAGGCUACCCCACCACACACAUACCUACUAAGACUUAGACUUAAGUGUGUGAAUUCUAGGCGUAAGCCACCACAUUUCAUUAAAUGUUUUUUUAUUUGGAGGCUGUGAGUUUUUUAUUUUUAUUCCCCCCCCCCCACACACACACACCUCUCUGGGUGGGGGGUGCCAGGCCAAAGGACAAAUGUGUACUGCGUUAAUCAGUUCUCUUCCACCACGUGGGUCCUAGGCCUCAAACUUAGUUGGUCAAGUUUGCCGGCAAGGGCCUUUACCCACUGAGUCAUUUCUCUUGGCAAUUUUGAAAGGAAUUUAUUUACUUUUAAUUAUGUAUAUAUGUAUGUUUAUGUAUGAGAUUGCUUAUGUGAAUAUACUGUCUGCACAGGCCAGAAGACGGCUUCAGGUCCCUUGGAACCACAGUUACAGGCAGUCGUGAGCCACCCGACACGGGUGCUGGGUCCUCUACAAAAACACUCUUACCCACUGAACCAUCUCUGCAGUCCCUCUUUCUGCUGUUUUGUUUUGAUUGUUUUUAAGACAGGGUUUUCAAGAGCCUAGUUGGCCUCUGAGUUGCUAUGUAACUUCAUGAGUAAUGAUCCAGAACUAAUAGGAUGAAUAUAUGUUUUUGGGGUUUAUUAGGAUGACUUACAGGCUGUGGUCCAGCUAGCUCAGUAAUGGCUGUCAAGCAUCAGAAGGUCCAAGGCAAGGGUCAGAGAAGAAUCCCGCAGUUGUUCAGUCCACAAGGUUGGAAGCGUCAGCUGGUCUUCAGUAUACACUGGAAUCCCAAAGACGUCAGCUCUAACGACAGUGAAGGAAUGGACUUGCUAGGCAGAGUGAGAGCUUGCUUCUCCCAUGUCCUUUGUAAAGGAUGCCGGCAGAGGCUAUGGCCCAGAUUAAAGCUUCAUCUUCCUACCUCAAAAGAUCUAGUUUAAACAUUGGUCUUCCUACUUCAUAUGGUUUAAUUAAGAAAAAAAAGUUGGGGGGCUGGAGAGAUGGCUCAGUGGUUAAGAGCGCUGACUGCUCUUCCAGAGGUCCUGAGUUCAAAUCCCAGCAACCACAUGGUGGCUCACAACCAUCUGUAAAGAGAUCCGAUGCCCUCUUCUGGUGUGUCUGAAGACAGUGACAGUAUAGUCAUAUACAUAAAAUAAAUAAAUCUUUAAAAAAAGAAAAAGAAAUUCCUUGGCUGGGUAGUGGUGGAGCAUGCCUAUCUUCCCAGCCCUUAGGAGGCAGAGGCAGAAGGAUCUCUGUGAGUUUAAGACCAGCCUGGUCUGCAGAGUGAGUUCCAGGACAGCCAGCACUAUCCAGAGAAACCAUCUCGAAAAUCCAAAAAUGAAAAACACAACAAAAAAACCUCCCUCAUAGGCCUGUCUAGCCUCUGUUUGUUUUUCUUUUUUUCUUUUUUUCUUUUUUUUUUCUUUUUUUCGGAGCUGGGGACCGAACUCAGGGCCUUGUGCAUGCUAGGCAAGCGCUCUACCACUGAGCUAAAUCCCCAACCCCCUGCCUAGCCUCUGAUCGUUCAUUAUUUGCAGGUAUAAUCAAAGUGACAAGAAUUGCAGUGGCUGAGGCUGGCCUUGAACUCCUGUUCAUCCGAGCCAACCUCCCAAGGGCUGGGAUUAUAGGCAGUGUGCCACCAUGCCUGGCUUAAUAUUACAUAAUUUCUUUCCUGUGGUACUGGGGUUUGGGCCCAGGGCUUCAUACAUGGUAGGCAAGCACACACUCUUCAGUCAAGGAGUACCAUGAUGUCAUGGUAACCUGGCCUCUGAAAUCAGCCCUGGGACUUGCUGCUAAAGCCACUGUGGCACAGAGAUUGUGGUUUGUGGUCCCAGCUCAUGGGAAAUGCUGGUCUGUUUUAGCUGGGAGUCACUUUGAUUCACCUUCUUCCAAACAGGAACUCAUUUCAAGCUAGGGAAGUUUUCAGGACUGGCUAAAAACUCUACGUGCAAAUUGUUUGGCACGGUGUUCAAUGUGACAAAAUACAGUAACACUGUUGGCUGAAGCACAGCCAUGAACCCGAGAGCCCAGCUCCUCUGCUGUUGUCAGGCACAUCGCUGACAUAGAUGCCCUUGACUUCAGCCUCCGCCUUUAUAGACAUGGGUCACUGAGCCAGCACUGUCAAGAACGAUGUCUGUUCUCUGUUCUUUAUUCUGUUGCUCUUAGCUCCUUGGUUCCUUCACCUCCCUGAUUCAACUGCUUUCAGAGCUCAGUGGUGCCAGGCCCGGGGUGACCCUGACUACUGUGGACUCUUCCUUUCUCCUGGCUGUGCUACCAAGCUCUCCUCCUCCCCUGUCAGGCCUAGCACCUGGAGCUGGGUGCUCUUCAGGCUCAAACCCCUACAGCAACUCCCCAGGCCCUUCCUGUAAGCCCCAAGAUCACUGGGCCUUGUCUCUGGCCUUUCUGAUGCCUAGCCUGCAGCUCUGACUUCUGACUGCCUGGAUUCCCCGCUGCUAUCCUCAGCUCUCUUUAAAACUUCUAUUCCUUCCUUCCUUCCUUCCUUCCUUCCUUCCUUCCUUCCUUCUUCCUUCUUCCUUCUUCCUUCCUUCCUUCUUCCUUCCUUCCUGCACAGCCUAUGCUAAUGUCAACUCGCUAUGUAGCUGAAGCAGGCCUCCACUUCUGUAUGCUGGAAUUGUAGGCCAUUAUGCCUGGUUUUUCUUUUCAAGCAAAGUUGGAGUUUAUUAGGAAAAGCAUUUGCCUUGACUCCAGGAAGAUGUACAACUUAGCAGACCCUUGUGGCACCAGCUCAAACCGUGGGUUAGUCAAUGGUGGGUGCAGGACCACACCUCGGCUGUUUCAUUUAUGUCACUCUUACCUUCUCUUUAAACUUUACCCUCAUUUCAGGAUUGGAAAUGUGGACUCAGGGGUGUUACUCUCUCACUUUGUUCCUCUUUUCUUUUCUUUUUCCUUCCUAUUCAGAGUUCUUGAGACAGCAUCUCUCUCUAGCCCUGGUUGUCUUGGAACUCACCCAGUAGAUAGAGCUGACCUUGAACUUUCCUCCUGCCUCUGCCUCCCGAGUGCUGGGAUUAAAGACAGGCACAACCAUGCCCAUCCAAGCACUUUGUUCCUUUCUCAAUAUGGCCACCUUGAAUAAAUCCUUUUUGCUUUUUAAUGUUAAUAAAGAAAGGCUUUUGCAGGGCUGGAGAGAUGGCUCAGCGGUUAAGAGCACUGACUGCUCUUCCAGAGGUCUUGAGUUCAGUCUUUUUCUUUUUUUUUUUUUUCUUUUUUUUUCUUUUUUUCCGGAGCUGGGGACCGAACCCAGGGCCUUGUGCUCGCUAGGCAAGCGCUCUACCGCUGAGCUAAAUCCCCAACCCUGAGGUCUUGAGUUCAAUCCCAGCAACCACAUGGUGGCUGGCUGACAACCAUCUGUAAUGAGAUCUGGUGUGUCUGAAGACAGCUACAGUGUGCUCACAUACAUUAAAUAAAUAAAUUUAAAAAAAAAAAGGCUUUUGCAGCAGAAGAUAGCUCGGCUGGAAAAAUACUUGCCGCCUAAGCGUGAGGACCUGAGUUCAAUUCCUAGCACCGGUCUAAAAAGCCAGCAAGGUAGAUGCUUGUUAUCUGAGCACUGGAGAGGUAAUCAGGUCCAUCUAGGAAGGGCUUACUGACCAGCUAGCUGAGCCUACUCAGUGAAACCCAGGACCCUGUGAGAGACCCUGUGUGGAAAAUACAAGGUGGAUGGAUACUGUCUUCCUCGUGCACACACACACACACACACACACAAACACAUGGACCUCGGCCUCUACACACACACACACACACACACACACACACACACACACACACACCUGCACAUUCACUCUUCUAACUAUAUAUUAAAGGGAAGCUUUUAAGGCAGUUUAGUGCCAUUGAGUUUGUGGCCAGACUGCCCUACACAGAGUGAGUGGGAAAGGUUUAAAUGACUUCAGUAUGAGCAGUAACACAGAGACCGACACUUGAGAAGAGGACAGCAUAUGCCCAAGUGUGGGUGUGGAUUCUCCAAAGUUGUGGGGUUUUUUUGUUUUUGUUUUUGUUUUUUUUUUUUCAUUUUGAGGUCACCUCUCACUAAGUUGCAUGUGCUGACCUCAAACUUUCCAACACCUUUCUUAAGCUUCUCGAGUGGCUGUGACUCUAAGAGUUAACCACCAGGCCUGGCUUGCUUCUUUGUUUUUGUUGGGUUCUGGGUUGCCACGCUGUCAUAUCUGGAGCUACUGAGUGUCAGGCAGUCUUCUCAGCACUGCUCCCCCCACCCCCCAUGAGGUCGACAGUUAGAGGAUCAGUUAAAUUUGAGCCUCAAAGGCUGACAAAUACUGGAUGUCAAAGUCCUGGGGCUACCUUUUCACAUUUGUCAGUUAAAGGGUUCACACCCAUGUUUUCCCUGAUUAUCAACCCUUUAUUCAACUUGAGUGUGGGCAACUUGGAGAGAACUUGUCUCAAAAUAACCCAACUAGGCAAGGUAUUUCAUAGGUGUAGCCACAGCGUUGGCAAACACGGUGAGAUUGCUAUGAGUUUGGGAUCAGCCUGGGCUGAGUGAGUGUGAUUGAGACCCUGUUUUGAAAAACCAAAAAUGAAAUAGUGUUAUGUCACUUUUCCUGGCACAAUAGGAACAAAUGUCUGUUUACUCCAGAUGGGGUCCCAGAGACAGACCAAAGUAGGAUUCCAACAACAUCCAAUUUAGUGAACCAAGAAGUUCAUUGGGGUUUCUUAUAGGAACAUGGGUGACCCAAAAAUACUGCAGCAUAGGUGACAACUCUUGAAAUCUGAAUUACUGAAGUUCUCUGUACUGUUAGGCACCUCAGCUGGUGUGUCUUCUCAGCCUUCUAAUCCUGGCAAGGGGCCUUGUGAAUUCUAUCAGUUUCAGGAACUUCCUCUAGUGAGUCAUAUUUACUUUCUCUUAAGUGGGUGGAGAGAGGGGGCAAUAUUCUCUCUCUCUCUCUCUCUCUCUCUCUCUCUCUCUCUCUCUCUGUGUGUGUGUGUGUGUGUGUGUGUGUGUGUGUGUGUUAGGGUGUUUAUGUAGCAGGCACAAGGCACAAUUUCCAGCACUGCAAAAUAAAACCAGGAUCUCCUGUAGUUUCUUUCUUUUUUUUUUUUUUUUUUUUGGAGCUGAGGAUUGAACCCAGGGCCUUGUACUUGCUAGGCAAGUGCUCUACCACUGAGGUAAAUCCCCAACCCCUGUAGUUUCUUAAUGUGUGUAAUAGGACUGCUACAAAGAUGUUCACAUUCACAAAAGGCCAACUGGGCUCUGGGUUCUGUGCUUCUUAUGAAGCAGUGGCUCUCAACCUGCAGGCCAUGACCCCUUAGGGGUUGUCAAAUGACCCUUUUACAGGGCUUGCCUAAGACCAUCAGAAAAGCAAGCUACAUUACGAUUCCUAAUAGCAACAUUACAGUUAUGAAGUAGCAAUGAAAAUAGUUUUAUGGUUGGGGUCAGGACAGCAUGAGGAGCUGUGUUAAAGGGUCGCAGCGUUGGGAAGGGUGAGAGCCAUUGUUCUGGAGGCACAGUCAGGUUUGAGCUACUGGAAGCCUCACAAGGCUGAGCUGAGCGUGGCAACACUGGGUUUGAGCUUCAAGCUUUUCAACCCCUACCCCGUAUCAAAAUUACAGCUUUCCUUCUUUCCUUCUUUCCUUCUUUCCUUCUUUCCUUCUUUCCUUCCUUCCUUCCUCCCUCCCUCCCUCCCUCCCUCCCUCCCUCCCUCCCUCCCUUCCUUCCUUCCUUCCUUCCUUCCUUCCUUCCUGGUUGUUGUUUGUCUUUUAAAUCAGGUAUCAAUAUUCUGAGACCUCAAACUUUCCAUGUAAGAGAGCAUAGCUUUGAACUCCUUGAUCGUCCGGAUACAAGCAGAAUGGUUGGGAUUCUAGGCAUGCCGCCACCACACCUGAUUUCCAUGACGCUGGGCAUCAAACCUAAGGCUUCAUCUAGGCAUGCAUUCUACCACCUGAGCUCCAAGUCCAGCCCUUCCACUUUAGAUCUGAAACCUGGCAAGGGGCCAGGGAAGGACAGCGUCCUAGGCAACUGCUUCUGUUAGUGCUGUUUGGUUUUUUUUUUCUUUCCCCUCUCUUCUUCUUCCUUAUUUAUGUGUGCGUGUCCCCAUUAUUGUGGAUGAAGAGAGGAAUUUUCUCCUACAUUGCUUCCUAACCCCACAGCAGCUGCAGCCUCAGUUCUCACGCUCCUUAAAGGAGCAUUCCCACAGAUGGAGCCAACAGGUAGUCGAGUUUGUUUCAAGUAGGUAAGUGAGCAAAACCAGAUGCUGCAGAAUGGAGGGCUAACCGAGCAGGGCAGCAACGGCCACGCCUGCCUCUGGUGUUUCACCUUCAAAGUCUGGGUCCACCAUUUCUCUUCCCCUGACCAGGGCCUGUCUUCUUAGAAGGUGUCUUUAUCCAUUAUUCAGUAUGUUAGAAUUGAAUGCUCGAGGAGUUACACAGAUAUAAAUAGCACAGAGGUGAGAAGUUAUGGGGAGGGUUUGGCAUGAGGUCCCACUGAGGGGGGUGGUAGUUUCUUGGGAUGAGGUCCCACUGGGAGGGGUAGUUUCUUGGGAUGAGGUCCCACUGAGGGGGGGUAGUUUCUUGGGAUGAGGUCCCACUGAGGGGGGGUAGUUUCUUGGGAUGAGGUCCCACUGAGGGGGGGUAGUUUCUUGGGAUGAGGUCCCACUGAGGGGGGGGUAGUUUCUUGGGAUGAGGUCCCGCUGAAGAGGUAGUUUCUUGGGAGUCUGCUAAGAUAGACUUUGUUCUUUGUUUAGAGUCCCGUCCUUCCUUCUUAUCUGUCAAACUAGAUUGUUUUCACUAGUGACCUUGAUAUUCCUUUAACUGUGAUGCCCACUGCCCCAUCAACCUGCCUCUACUUAAUUUGCAGCUCUUUUGUGUUGGUUUGAGUUUUAAUUAUUUCACUGGGCAGUGGUGGUACGUGCCUUUAAUCCCAGCACUGAAGAGGCAGAGGCAAAUGAACCUUUGAAGUUCAUGACUAGCCUGGUCUACAAUGCAAGUUCCAGGACAGCCAGGGCUACACAGAGAAACCCUGUUUCGAAAAAGAAACAAAAGGUUUUAAUGAAUUGUGGGUGGGAGUGGGUGUGUGGUAUGUAUGUACAAGAUGUAUGCAUGCCUGUGCCCCAGACUGGGAUUACUAUAACUAGUUAAAUUUUUUAUUUUUAAGGAUUUAUUUAUUACUGGUAUGUAUGUAUACAUAUAUAUGAAUGCCUAUGAAGGUCAUAAAGGCAUUUUAUCCCCUGGAGCUGGAGUUUCAGAUGGUUGUGAGCUGGGAAGCAAACCUAGGUCCUCUGCAGGAGCCACAAAUACUCUUAACCCCCGAGCCACCCCUGCCAGUUUUAUUGUUUUGAUAUUUUUUGAAAUGGAGUCUCAUUGUGUAGAAGGCGGGUUGGCCUUGAAACUGUCUUUUAGUCUUUGCUUGUUUUACCUCAUGCUAGAAGUAGUUUUGUGCCACUAUACCCAGCCUGAGUAGGUUUAGAGUUACCAAAAUAUUGCCAGGGUACUACAAAGUUACCUUGUCUCCCACGCCCAGUUUUCCUUUGGCUAGUCUCUUAAACCAGUACAAAGUAACAACUGUUACAAUAUUUGUUACAGUGUAUCAAUGAAGUAGGUCUUAAUCAAAGCCCAGCAUUUAUUCCAGUGACUUGUUCUUGAUGUCCUCCCCGACUCCCUCUAGUGGUCUUCACAGUCUUCAGUAGAAUUUCCGGGAGGGCAGGUGAGCUUCAGAAUUUAUUGUGUAGUUAGUGGCGGUUAGCCUUGACCGCUGAUCCUUUUGCUUUCCUUUGCAAAUUCUGGAAGUCUAGGUGUGUAGCCACACCCAACUUUCUCCGUUCUAGCCAGUGUCAUGUUACAUUUGUGUGGUCAAAUCUGACCUGAAGCUGAAGUUCACCCCUCUGCUUCUGCCUCUCUGGUCUGUAGCAGUUUUCUGUGUUUCCCUGAUAAUCCUUAGAAGGGUUUUGUUUUGUUUAAGACAGGUCUUAAUGUACCCAGGCUGGUCUUGAACUUUUGAUUUUGCCUCCUCUUCCUAAACCCAGUUUAUGUGGUACUGAGGAUAGAACCCUGGUCCUUGUGCAGGCUUAGGCAAACAAUUUACUAACUGAGCAGGAUCUUGAAAAGGGUGCGUGUAUGCAAACAUGUAUUUGAGACAGGCUACCAUGCCCAUUUUGCAUACAUCAUUUAGAUGUCAUAUAAGGCCUUUCUUUUAUCCAGCAAAUGUUCAGAAUAACACCACAAAUGUACCUUAAAUUUCCAUAGAAAAAGUUCUAAGCUAUCCGGUUGCUGUAGGAAUGACCAGCUCAUAUGGUGCCAUCUUGUGGCAAGUUGCAUAACUAUAACUAAUACAUUUCCUUACUGGGUAAGCAGUUAAUUCUUUUUAGGGGGAGGGACAGAGUUUGCAACAGGCUAUCUAUCCAUAAGACUCUUUUGAGAAGAGUUCACUGUGUGGGACUAGCUGCUCUGGAACUCACUAUAUAGUUUUUGUUCGUUUUGCUUUUGGUUUUUAAAAACUGGGCACAGUGGUACAGAACUUGAGUUGCUGAGGUAGGAGGACUAUCAAAAGUUAGUGACCAGGUGGGGCAUGAUAGUGCACACCUUUAGCCCCAGCACUUGGAAGACAGAAGUAAGCAGAUCUCUGAGUUCAAGACCAGUCUGAUCUACUUACUGAGUUCCAGGUCAGCUAGAACUACAUAAGAUACACUUUAUUGUCAACUAUUUUAAAUUUGUAAAAUUUUUUUACUUUUAUCUGCAUUUAUUUUAUGCUGAAUUUAUUCCCAUGCUGCACAUUUUUGUUUCUUCAGGGAUAUCUUUUCUUUCUGUGCAACCUCUUCUGGCUUUGGGACAAUUUAUUUCUUUACCGUGAGGAUCAUAGCACAGUGUCAUGUACAGGUUAAUCUGGCCAUGAGCUCUGUAAAUCUGUCGCCUUGUCUGAGGCACGUUGUUCACCUGGAUAUGUUCCGUGACUAGAGAAUCCACAUCUAACUCCUAAAUUCAGAACUACUCUCCACAUUGGUAAGCAUGUGCUGCAAAAAUUCAGCACUCUAUUUUGGCCACUGACCCUGUGUCCAGCCCCACUGUUUGGCCUGGGGGUACCUACACUCCAUCAUUAUACCACCAGAAUGGCCGGCACACACUGCUUCUUUAUAGUGACACUUUUCAGACACUUGGUGACUUCCCAGACAUGCAUACCCUUGACAGCCUGGCUGUUUCACCAGUGUUCUUAAACUGAGCACGAAGAUUUGAACCUCUUGAUUUGCAUGAUUUUGUAGGAGUUUCUGGGUCAAUAGAGGAGCAAACCAUCUUCACGGGUCACCUCAGAAUGCUUACAGGAAGAACUGUUUUUAUCUCUUAAAAUAAUCUGGAAUCUCUUUCUUUUUUUUUUUUUUUAUUUUAUUUUUUUUUUUUUUUUGGAAUCUCUUUCUUAGUUUUAUUUAAGUGUCUGACUGUUUUGUCUCCAUGAGCAUGCUUGGCGCUCUCAAAGAUCAGAAGAGAAUUGUAAACUGGUAUGUGGUUGCUGGAAACAGAACCAAGGUUAUCUGCAAGUGCAUCACUUUUUUUGUUUGUUUCUUUGCUUUUGUUGUUGUUUUUUAAGAUUUCCUUUAUUUAUAUGAGUACAUUGUAGCUAUCUUCAGACACACCAGAAGAGAGCAUUGGAUCCCAUUACAGGUGGUUGUGAGCCACCAUGUGGUUGCUGGAAAUUAAACUCAGGACCUCUAGAAGAGCAGUCAGUGUUCUUAACCACUGAGCCAUCUCUCCAGCCCAAAGUACUAGCCUCCCCUCAGGGAAUCGAACUCUGGUCUCCCAAGAGAAAAGCAGGGAUACUCACCACUGUACUAUCACAACACGUGUCCUUAAUUCAUGGCAGGAUCUCUGUGUAACCCUGGCUAGGCAGGAACUUCCAGGGAAAUGCUUGCCUCUGCCUCCUGAAUGUUGGGAUUAAAGAUUUAUUGUACAUUAAUAUUGUGUACAAUAUUGUACUAAUGUUGUGUGCCAUGGUGUACAUGUGAGGUCAGAGAAAAAUCUGAGGGAGUCUGGUCUCCCCUUCCACCAUAUCAGUCCCGAGAAUUAAAUUCAGGUUAUUAGGCUUGGCAAACAGGUAUGUAUACCCGCUGAGCCAUCUCAUGAGCCCCUCAUUCUCUUUCUGAUAAUGUAAAAUUAGAUGUUAGGAAUAGCAUCUCCCUGGAUAUAGUGGUACCUGCCUGUAAUCUCAGUGCUUGCCCUACAUGGGCACAGGAGGAUUUCUAUGAGCUCAAGGCCAAUCAGGGCUACUUGGCUUUCCCCAAAACUAAAACAUUCCCUCUGCUCACAGAAAAACAGCAGACAAACAAAAACUGGUAUGUGGGAGCUGGGAACUGAACUUUUGUCCUGUGGAGGAGCAGGGUGUUCUUAACUACUAAGCCACCUAUUAGUCUUGAGAUGAUGAUGAUGAUGAUGAUGAUGAUGAAGAGGAAGGGGAUGGAUGAGAAUGAUGGUGAUGAUGCAAGGACUUGAGUCCAGUUCUGAGCUCUCACAUAGGGCCAAUUACAGCAGUCAAAAGCUCUAGCUCCAGGCUAAUGCCCUCUUCUCUGGCUUCUCAAAGCAUUUGCACUCACAUGCAUCAAUCCCAUCCCCAAUAAUUAAUGGAAACCUUGACAUUUCGAGGCAGGGUCUUACUAUGAAUCCCAAUCCGCCAUGGAAUUCUUAGUCCUCUUGCUUCGGGAUCUGCAGAGGUGGGUUACAGGCGUGCAACCUGUACACCUUCCGUGAGCAGUUUCCUGUGGUUUUCUAGUCCUACACGGGCUCCAAUUACUCCAUACGAGAAAUUAUAAGUCCCACGUUUAUUUAGAUAUAUACCAUGUACAGGUGACAUUAAUAAUUUGAAGUCACAGUUCAAUAAGAACUGUUUCCGUAAGAUAAUCCAAGAUUGUUUCAGUUUUGAAGAUGUGGAUACAGAAGUCAGCCCAUAGUUACAGAAGUGGAUAUUCUAAUGUGAGGUUAUGUGACUCAAAGCUUCUUGAGUGCACCUUUUUUUUUUUGAGACAAGGUCUAGCCUGCUUGCAGCAAUCCCCCUGCCCCAGCUUACGGAGUGAUGCAAUAACAGACCUGUCACCAUACCCUGUUUUGUGCUCAACCUUUACCAAGUUCUGUUUUGGGCCUUUAUUAGCAUCUCGGAGUCCGGCAGUGGCGGUACAGGCUUUUUUUUUUUUUUUUUUUAAUUAACCCCUAGCAUUUAUUAGCAUCACAUUUCAUAACUUUAACACUAGUAAAUUUGGGGACGAGAAAAAAAUUUUAUUGGGGAAAAGGGUUGUCUUAUGCACUAUAAGAUGGUCAUCAGCCGGGCUGGGGAUUUAGCUCAGUGGUAGAGCACUUGCCCAGCAAGCGCAAGGCCCUGGGUUCGGUCCUCAACUAUCUUGCAUUUGUCUGAGAAGGUGGUUUAUCCGGUGAGUAAGGUAGGGGUCUGAGAAGGAGAAUACUGGCUGCUCAUCAGAAGGAGUGGGUGGUAAAGGCAGAGGACCAGGAGCUUUUGCAGGAGGAGGGGUUUCUGGAGUAGCUGGUUUCUGAAGAGAUUGCUCCUCCAUGUUCGCUCUCGUCCAAAGGCGCGGCACAGGCUUUUAAUCCUGCUCAGGAGGCAGAGGCAGGCAGCUCUCUGAGUUUAAGACAGCCUGGUCUACAGGACGAGGUUUGGGAUAGCCCGGGCUACACAGUGAAAUCCUAUCUCAAAAAACAAACAAGGGUUGGGGAUUUAGCUCAGUGGUAGAGCGCUUGCCUAGCAAGCACAAGGCCCUGGGUUCAGUCCCCAGUUCCGGAAAAAAAAAAAAACAAAAAACAAAAAAACAAACAAUAAUAAAAUGAAAAGUCUAGGACAGUGUUUCUCACCCUACCUAACGUUGCGACUCCAAUGUGGUGACCCCAAAACAUAAAAUUAUUUUCGUUGCCACUUCAAAAGUGUAAUUUUGCUAUUCUUAUGGAUCAUAAUGUAAAUAUCUGAGUUUUCCGAUGGUGAAGGUCGCAGGCAACCCCUGUGAGGGAUUAGGUUGACUUCCAGAUUAAGAACUCCCAGGUUGGGGCUGGGGAUUUAGCUCAGUGGUAGAGCGCUUACCUAGGAAGCGCAAGGCCCUGGGUUCGGUCCCCAGCUCCAAAAAAAAAAAAAAAAAAAGAACUCCCAGGUUAAGAACUGCUGGUCUAGGAAGUAGGAACACAGGAAAGAGAAGAGUAAAGCAAGAUCAAAGCGUAUGUAAAUAAAGCCCUUUGACUGCCGGGAAGUAAUCACUUGGGCCUUCGGGGAAAGUCAACUUGUUGGUGUUCUACUGCGCAUGUGUGACGCUCUCCCUUCAGCUCAGAACGAGGCUCUUAAAAAAAUAAAAA